Messenger RNA from Carassius carassius (crucian carp), 961 nucleotides. RefSeq names its product putative nuclease HARBI1. The record is from RefSeq and is a predicted model, not a curated record. The transcript has 4 exons. Lineage: Eukaryota; Metazoa; Chordata; Actinopteri; Cypriniformes; Cyprinidae. The coding region runs from base 356 to 961 and encodes 201 amino acids.
UAAUAAAAGGACACCACAUCCUGCCAAAUUCCAGCUGCGCUAAUUGUAUUGUGUUCACAGAGCUCACAAGCUAUCAGAAAGUUGUAUGGCAACCACCUCCGGCGCCAAAUAGAACUGGCAGACAUAGACAUUCAGUACAAGAAGAAAAAGAUGGAAAAUCUUGCACUGGAGUCCGAAAUAAAAAAAGAGGACAAUUAGGAAACUGGACCUUGAAAUAAAAAAACUUGAGAGGGAGCUCCAAGAAGAUGACACAGCUCAAAAUAAAAAUUAGCAAUCAGUACAACCAAGUCAUCGUUAUAAGGCACCGGCCUCUUUUGCCCACCCCCCCCAGCACCAGGUGUGGCCACUAGCCUAUAUGAAGGCCCAAAAUUGUGUGUUCCUUUCUGCUCUGACAAUGGCAUGCCCAUUCUUGCGAGAUGUGGUGGAUGAAGAAGCACUUGUGCUGAGGAGAGCCUUCAGGCAAGAAAGGGUCUUCAGGGACCGGUUGGACCCACUGGCCUUCCCUGAUGACCAUCUAUAUGAAAGAUACAGGUUUUCUGCAGAUGGCAUCCGGUAUCUAUGCAGACUACUGGGUCCCAGGAUUAAGCACCGCACUGCGCGGAGCCAUGCACUGAGUGUGGAGCAAAUGGUUUGUGUGGCCUUGCGCUUUUUUGCUAGUGGAGCCUUCCUGUACUCAGUGGGGGAUGCAGAACAGCUGAACAAGGCCACAAUUUGCCGCACAAUAAGGAGUGUGUGUCUGGCUAUCAAAGCAUUAGCAGAUGUCUUCAUCUCCUUCCCUGGCCACAGAAGACUCUGUGACAUCAAAGAGGAGUUCUAUAGGAUUGCAGGUUUCCCCAAUGUCAUUGGUGCAGUGGACUGCACACACAUAAGGAUAAAAGCCCCCUCAGGUGCCCAUGAGGCCGAUUUUGUGAAUAGGAAAUCCUUUCACAGCAUUCAUGUUCAGGUGAACAUAACUUUUUGA